GCUUUAGAAUGUGAUAACUCACAUAUCUGAUAGCACCGUGGAGUAGCCCAGCACUCAUCUCUGCUUUCCAUGCUAUGUUCUCUACACUGAAAAAUUAUGACAUCAACAUCCAAAGGCAUUCUUCGCCCAUUUCUAAUCGUCUGCACCAUCCUGGGCUGCUUCAUGGCAUGUCUGCUCAUUUAUAUCAAGCCCACCAACAGCUGGGUCUUCAGUCCAAUGGAGUCUGCAAGUUCUGUGCUGAAAAUGAAAAAUUUCUUCUCCACAAAAACUGAUUAUUUUAAUGAAACUACCAUUCUGGUUUGGGUAUGGCCAUUUGGACAGACCUUUGACCUUACAUCCUGCCAAGCAAUGUUCAAUAUCCAAGGGUGCCAUCUCACAACGGACCGUUCAUUGUACAACAGAUCCCACGCAGUCCUGAUCCACCACAGGGACAUCAGCUGGGAUCUGACUAACUUACCUCAGCAGGCCAGGCCACCCUUUCAGAAAUGGAUUUGGAUGAAUUUAGAGUCACCCACUCACACCCCCCAAAAGAGUGGCAUUGAACACUUGUUCAACCUGACUCUAACUUAUCGCCGUGAUUCAGAUAUACAAGUGCCUUACGGCUUCUUGACGGUGAGCACAAAUCCCUUUGUGUUUGAAGUGCCAAGCAAGGAGAAGUUAGUGUGCUGGGUUGUAAGUAACUGGAACCCUGAGCAUGCCAGGGUCAAGUAUUACAAUGAGCUCAGCAAGAGUAUUGAAAUCCACACCUAUGGGCAAGCAUUCGGAGAAUACGUGAAUGAUAAAAAUCUGAUUCCCACCAUAUCUACUUGUAAAUUUUAUCUUUCUUUUGAAAACUCAAUUCACAAAGAUUACAUCACAGAAAAGCUCUACAAUGCAUUUUUGGCUGGUUCAGUACCUGUUGUCCUGGGACCGUCUAGGGAAAACUAUGAGAAUUAUAUUCCAGCUGAUUCAUUCAUUCAUGUGGAUGAUUUUAACUCUCCCAGUGAGUUAGCAAAAUAUCUGAAGGAAGUUGACAAAAACAAUAAGUUGUACCUUAGUUACUUUAACUGGAGAAAGGAUUUUACUGUAAACCUACCACGGUUUUGGGAAUCGCAUGCAUGCCUGGCAUGCGACCAUGUAAAAAGGCAUCAAGAAUAUAAGUCUGUUGGUAAUUUAGAGAAAUGGUUUUGGAAUUAAAGUGUCCAUCAUUGUCACAGUGAAUAAGAUUAAUGAGACAUCAUUCAAGUUUUCAGGAUAAGAAGAAACACGCUGCAUUUGGGGCACAGUUUGAUUUUUCCUGCCCUCCCUUGAGGACCAUGUAUAUUUUGGUAAAAAGUUUUAAGAGAUCAGAAUUAGCAAUCACUCAAUUUGGUUUUAAAUUAUCCUGUAUAUAUGUGAUAACGAGCACUGGAAAUAAUUUAUUCGUCACUCUCAUUUGUAAACAUUCUGUUUUUACAUUUUAUAGUUGACUGUAAAGUAAAUUUAUGAUUUAACUGUUUCUACAUCAAUCAGAUCUUUAAUCUAUUUGGGGAAUAAAAAUACAUAUCCUAAACUAUGAGAGACUUUUUGCCAAGUAUUAUAAAGUAUAGAUUCUAGCUUGUAUAAUGAAUGAUAACAAAGAAGAAUUAUUGAAUCACUUAACUCUUAAUCUCUUUGACUUCAAAGCUGAACACUACUGACAACUGAUAGAGUUUUUAGCUGUACCACAUUUGUGAAAGUGGGCUAAGUGAUGUAGCAAAUAAGAAAGAUAUGAAGCAGAAAUAUUAUUAGACUUCACAUUCAUUUUUAUUAAGUUGUUUUGCAAAUGCAGAUUCCCAAUAUUUUAAGUUAAAGAAAACAAGAUUUUUCAAUUGAACAAUUUAUAUGGUUUUAUAUGUUUGUUUUGUGGGUUUAGUCCCUAAUAAUACCUAAGAGAAUCUUUUGAUAGUUCCCUUUCAACCAUGAAGAUAAUAAUUAUUUUAAAAAUAAAUAAUUCCCUGUUAUAACAAUAAAAAUGAUAUUGUCAAAUACAAAUAAAUGUAUAAAUUAUACCAUUUAUAAAACUUUAAUUAUUUCAUUCAUUUGAAAUAUUUUUCCAAAGCAUCCAUAUUUAAGUUUUAUUUUACAAUAUUUGGUAAUAAAUAGAAAUAAAACUUGAAAUAUCUAUCUGAUCAUUUAAAAGAGCUUAAAAUUUUUACCAAUGGGUCAGAUAUGUCAUAAAACACAAUAAAGUGGGAACCUACAAGUAAUACAGUGCUAACACAGAGUGAGAUUUCAAUAUGUAUUUAUUAAAUAAUUAUCAGUAUUUAAAAAGUCAUGGGUAAAUUUUUGUUUUUGAUAAAGGAACAGUUCUAGCCAAGAGCUAUUAAUUGAAAAGUAUCAUUUUAUACCAUUUAAAAUAUUAUCUAUAGAGAGCAUAUGUUGCUAUUAUAUUCAGGGCUUUACACAGCCAAUCUAAACUUAUUGCACUGAAUUUGGGAGCAUGUUAUCUAUGAACUUUCAUUUGCCUGCAAAAUUCUCUUCCGUGAGUGUACAGGAGAUAAGGGGGCAUAUGCAAAUACAAUAGAUUAGAAAAAAAAGUGAUACUGAGUACUCUUACAGAAAAUUUUUCUUCAAAGGAUUUCUAAAGCCUGUGUUCUAUUCUGUUAAAAAAACUACAGAAAAAGUAAUGUUCUGAUGGUAUCUAUUUGGAUCUUUUGUGACUCUUUAUAUUUCUCUAUUAUGUAUGGCAAUCAACCGAACUCAGGCUAAUUCUCCUCAUCUAUAGAGAACAUUCAUUUCAGUUUGAUAAGCAGGAAGAUUGUGCUCGAUGAGACAUAAGCUCCCUUAACACGGGAAACAUUUGAGCAAAGAAAGACUACAGAAUUAAAUGAAGAGUUUGAUCCCAUAUUCUCUUAAAAAAAAAAAAAAAGACAUGGUUACGCAGGUGAUAUUGUCGAUCCCCAACUGCCACAGAGGUAAAUAUGAAAAUGUGUUGUCAUUGCAGGGUUUGUGAAAUAAAGCUUCCUAUAAUUUGCAUCAACCACUCUCAAUGGAGAUUUAGUGAAAAGAAAUACUAAACAGUACCAGCAAAUUUACCCCAUUGUGUACCUACUCAACAUGUGUUAGAGUGGCAAACUUUUUCUACUCAUUUGACCCAAUAUACAUUUUUCUCUAUAUUAUCUCUUUUUUGCACACAUAUUUACAUGUAUACCAAGAAAUCAUACAUAUACAUAGAUACUCUCCUAAAAGCUCUAAUCGUAUAUUUAUUUGCUUAAAAGUCAAAUUCAUGCAUUCACUUGUGGGUUUUUUUUUUUUUUUUUUUUGGAUCCGUAAAUGGUAGAGACCUAAGCAUGCGCUAAGUUUAGAGUUUGCUUUCACUGAAAGCUGGAAAGCAUUCAAUGUUGCUUCCAUCCACCAUUGCUAUAUUGGAUGCUAAGAGACCUGAAGGCAGUUGCCUCUUUUGUAGGCUAUGAAUUUGAGCUCGUUCUUGGACUGAAACUACAAUGAAAUGCCAAUAGUGUAAGCCAAGCCAAGGUAUCAAGUAUUCCACAAGUAUAUCUAUAUAUUUAGAGCCUGAUGCCAAGCCACAGAACGACUGAACUUCAAGUCCAUAGUUAGAGCUAGCUUUUUAACUAGAAUAUACAAUAUUAAUAAGUCAAACUCUUCUUCCUUUCUGUGCACUAACUAGUUAUUUAUUUAUGACAUAUUUAAUCCUGAUAUGUUGAGAGACAGGCAUGUCAACCGCACAUGUAGUGAUAAUAGAAAUUAGAAUUUAAGGAUCCUAUUGCUAUAUUUCUCAGUACCUAUAAAUGUGAAUAUCACCUGGCAUUAUUUAGUCCCUGUAGGAUGGUAUGUUCUGGGAGGAUUUUAGCUUUUGAAAAUAUAUUAAACAGAAUUUGAGACGUUGACAUUCUUUCUGAUAUUAUUGUUUGAGCUGUUGAACUUUAGCAGAAGGGAUGAGCUUCACUAUGUGUAAGUGGAAAAUGAACCACUGAAAAGCUAUGCUAUAGGCUGCUCUGUGAAUAAAUCCUAUGGCUCACACUUUCUGUAAGGAUAUCUCUUAUGAAAGAUUGAUUGAUUCAACCAAAUUGGAUUGCUGCUGGUAUAAUAAAAGCAGAUCAUAUGCCUAGAGAUCAAUGAUGGCUCUAAAAAGAUAUCAUAAACAAGUUGUCACUUAAAAGUGCAGAAGUCAUUGUCACCAGUGCUGAGUAUUUAAUUGAUAAUUAUCUCAGGCCUUAUUAACAAGAAUACAAAAAUAAUUAUUUUAAGCCUCACUGAAGAGAAAUAUACUGACUUAUCUAUUUAGCUGUAUCUAUUGUAUUUUAGAGAGUGAAGAUCAUGAUAGCCAUAUAUUUUAGGGCAGUUAUCACCUGAUGAAGUAGAAAGUAUAAAAUAUACCCUCAGCGGGAAACCAGCAUCAGCUUACAAGAUUCCUGUUUACUGUGAAAAGCUCAGUCCCAGAGUGUACAAAGCUUGGACCAGAACUGUUGGGGAAUAAAUGAACAGAACACUUAAGGAAUUAUUCUCUCAGUCUUUAAACUUUUGCCUUUAACUGGAUAUUAAAUAAAGAACGAAUAAAAUCAGGAAAUAAGCUACUUAGAUUUUUUUUUUUUAACUGUACUUUCUUCAGGGUAGAUUUCAUGGCUGUUACUCAUCAAGAAAGUGUUUAUCUGAAUUAAUGUUUCAAAAUAUUUUAGUUCUCCACAUUUUUAUUUUAUGCUUGAUGAUGUCAGCUCCCCUCAACUCUAAUCUCAAGAGAAAGGGCUUUGUUAGAAAUUGUCAUCAAGGUUUAGAUAUAAGAGAUUUCAGAAGCUAAAGGGUAAGCAUUUCUUCAUACAGGAGGGGUUAUUAAUGAAUACCUGGUAAAUAGUUACAUCAAUGAAAUUAGUGGACAUGAAAGAUACUUUUAAUGUAGUCAAAGUAACACCUUCUUCAUUCGAAAUGGGGAUAAUCUUUUCUGUUCAAAUUGCUUCUAGAUUCAGAGAACAGAGAGGUUAAGUCCUUCUUAUCAUAUGUUUUUUUAAAAACCCAAAAGAAAUAAAUACUAUGAAAGAUUAAACUAGAUUUGAAAGUUCUUAGCAUUCUAUUUUAAUAUUAACCAUUCACCAACUGUUAACCUAAUAGAAAUGAAAUCAGGAUGUACGGAGAAUUGAAAAUGAAGCACCAGAAGAGGCAAAUGUGUAUUACCAAACUGUGGGGAGAGAAACCGAGAUUCACCCUUCAUUCUUGCUAAUUGGAUUUGCUGUAUAGUGAAACAUCCUGCAAACAUCAGUUAAUCGGGUGAUUUUUGCUGUGGGCAGCUCUCCUCUGGAGUCUUUAUGACACUGAAAAUGGCUAAGCUCUGCUACUAUUCAAAGUAUGGUCCUGUGUGAUUCAUAUUCAAUCCGUCCAUAUUCAUAAGCAGUUAAGAGAGCCUUAAUGGUAGACACACUAUUUAACUAGAAAUACGAGUAAGUCUGCCCUAGACUAUCAUCGCAAAAAAUUGAAGCCUUGAGAAACUCACUUGACCUCUCUGGAUGACUGUGUUAGCAAGAAUUUCUUCAGCACAACUGCUUUAUAAUAUGAGGACUAAAUUGAUAUGUGCAUAAAUUUGAGUUCCCUUGCCUAUCCAAAAAUAUUUUUGGAAGUUAAUACUCCAAAUAGAAUUCCCUUUCUUUUCUCUAGAACAAUAGAGAACAUAAACUUCGUUCUUUACUGAAGCUUACACUAUAGCAAGUGCUGAAUUAACUAAUCUCUCUCCUUUAUAUUUUUCUUCCUCUUAGGUCUUUUGUAACAUACAGUUUCUUACACCUAGUUACCUACAGAAAACAACCAUAUAUUGAACCCUAUUCUAAAACAGUUCAGUUUUUUUAUACUAUCCAUGUUCUUACUAUAAUAAUCUAAAACUAUUUAUUGAUGCAAACUCAGGAAUUCAGUGGAAGCAUGUGAGUUCCUUCAUCAACAGGAAUAGAGUUUGAGUGUAUAAGAUUGACUAUAUUUAGAAAGCUUAUUCUUUUGACUCAAGGCUAACUUAUUUUCAUUCAUUUAACAUACGUUGGAUAUAUUCUCAUUUAAAAGUAAAUUCCAUACCACUAAUGUUUUAAAGCAUUACUCAAGGCACUGUUCCUAAGCCAUGUAAUCUAGAGUUUGCAGAGAUAUUUAUUAAUAAUACUGACACCUGGUCCAUUUUCCAUAAAAUUGGAACCGUUUCAUCUAAGAAAGCACUGGUCUACAGAGUGAGUUCCAGGACAGCCAGGGCUACACAGAGAAACCCUGUCUUGAAACACAAAAAAAAAAAAAAAAAAAGCAAUAAAGGAAGAAGACAGAAACCAUGUUAUUACUACAAUGUUAUUUUAUGCCUGCCAGAGGUUCUCUGACUCACAUCUGCCUUGAGAACUUCCUAGAUCAAUGGCAUAAGAAUUAUUUACAUCAUUUGAAAGAUUGUUAUAAUGCAUAUGGUUACCUAGGUCUGUAUUUUUAAUGAAUCCAUAGACAAUUCAAAUAUGUUGCUAGUUUUGUAAGUCUGGGUCCUGUCUAUUAAGCAGAAGUAAUUCUGUACUCAAACAAUACAGGCACAAGAUAUUGCCUUUCCUUAGCUCACUUGGGAUCUUCUUAAGUAUACUGGUAGGUGUAACUAUAUUUCAAAGCCCUAGAUGUUCCUCAAGCCUCAUUAUAUCUAGUACAGUGUGCUGCUCUUCAGCUAUGAUUUAGGACAAACUGUUCAUCAUUUCCUGAAAAUUAUUUUUCACAAUUUUUCUUUGAUUUUUAAAUGCAUUUUUGUCUGUUUUAAGUACAAAAACAAAGGUAGACAGUUAUUAGGAUCUCCUGCAGCCAUCAAAAUGGCACAUAUUUGAUCAAUUGCUUUCCUGGGUCUCAGAAGCUUAUUGAUAGGUAGGAUAUGGCAACAUGUUAUAACACUUUGGAUUGUCCACAAUCAUGAACUCAAUAUUACAUGUGAGCUAUUCACUCACUAGCUCACUCUCUGUGCCUGAUUUCUUCUCUGUUGUUAUCAUGAUUUGUAUGUUUAUAGUAGGGGUAGCCUAUUUUGAAAACAAAUGAAUGCAUCUCUAAAACAUUAGACAAGUACAUGUAUGUGUAUUCUGUGACUAUUCUACCACUGACAUAUGCCUUUGAUCAUUAAAAAAGAGAAUAAGAGAAACCUAGAAUACAUAAAAAUUUCAGCUCUAAUAUCCAUUGCUGUUAGGUUAGCAGUUCAAUUCGUAAGAAUUGCUGAAAAUUUAAACAAGCCAAAGGGUGAAUAUUCAAUAGAAGAGAAACAAACAUAGUGUGGAAGAUGGCAUUGACAUCACUGAAAUCAGAAUGGCUACUCCUCGAUAGAAGGGAUAUACACAAACCUAGUGAUGAAGCAUGCAGUAACAUCUACUGAAAUUAGAAAGUACUGGAAGGUGAGUGGGGGUGGUGGCAGUGACAUAUAAACACUGAUCUUCUCACUAACCACAUAGAGCAUUUCCUAAAAUAUGCAGACCUAAUUUUCACUGUUACAAGAAGUCAGUAAAUUAAUAUUAAUUUAGCUUGUUAGCAGUUCAUACGGGUGAAGUCCAUGGACAGAAUCACAGAAAGAUUCUCAGGGAUCAUUUUCUGGUGAGGAAAUUGCCCUUAGAAAUAGCCAUCAACUUGACUAAAUAUUUCACAUCAACUGUUGGCUUAGGCACAGAAGCAGCUGAGGGUAGAUUACAAGAGAGCUGAAUCUCCCUUUAUCUUUCCUAAAGAUUAAAAAAAAAAAAAAAAAAGAGGAUGUGAAGAUAUAAAUUCAUUAAACAGAAAUUAAUUUGUUCAGUGAUGCAGAAAUCGAGCAAUGAAAAUAAGUUUAGUAGGCUGUGAUUAAGACUCAACAAAUUCUAUGAUACAUAAGAUUUUGACAUGAACAAUCUCAACUGCAUACAUAUAAUUUUUUAGUUGAAUGGCCCCAAAAAAGUAACAUUUAAGGAAAAUUUCCACAUGUAAAAAAGGAUAGUAAUUAAAAUAGCAUAUUAAUUAUUUUAAAUUAUGUUUCUUUAAAAGAUGCUAGAAAUGUCAUAUUUUCAUUAUAACAUCAAAAUACUUCAAAAGUUGAAUUGGUUUACUGAAUUCUCAGACAACCAAGUGUUUUUUAAAUUAGUUGAACAUGUAAAGGACAUGAAAUAAUAGACUUGGAGUUUCACUGCAAAAAACAUACAAAUUCUGCUGGAAUAAAAGUUUUACAGGUGCUCUCUAUAUGAAGUAACGUGGUAGAAGCAUGUUCAUAUUUCUACACAGACCACCAUUCCCUUCAAUUAAUGAGGGUAUAGCAGCUAGACAGUCAGACUUGCGAAAAUGGUUUGCCAAAUCUCAGUUAACAUCUGAGACCCAGUACUACUCAUUUUAUAAGAAAUAGGAGCCGGUUACAAUGCAUCCCUCAUCUCAAGCUGGUCUCAAUAACUCCCUUCAGCUCAUGGUUAAGAAAAUCCUAGAGAAACCUUUUCUUGUCAGUGUGAGAUCAGCAAAGGUAUGCUCAUGUGGGUUCACAUAUGAUGUAAACAAUGAACAACACAAGACCCAAAUCAAGAAUAUCUACUUGUCUACAUAAAACUGGAUUCCAUCUACAUUAUAAGAAAACAUGAUCAAUCGCAGAUUCUAAUGCCAUGUUUUGUGUUUUUUAAAAGUAUAACCAAGGGACUAGGAUUAUGUUUUUCCUCUUUUUCUCUUUCUCUCGCUUAAAAUCAGGUAUGAUAAGAGUCAGGGAUUACAGAGUAUGUCAAUGUAAAAAAAUUAAUACUUUUGUAGACUCCUUAAGAAUCAAAAAAUACAUUGAAUAUACUUUUAAAAUAAAAUUAUCUUCUCAGUAGUGAUGAGGUUUAUUCUGCAUGUAUACCAGCAUGAGAUAAAGGAGUACUUUUUAAAGAUAAACGAUAAACAGCUUAAAAGUGUAAAUAUAGACUUAGGUUUACCAAGAUUCAAACUGAAGCAAGCAUCAAGAAGAAAGAAGAAAAUGUGAAACAGACUCAUGAUCAAAGUCCAUUCUUUGAGCUCCCAGAACCUAUAGUGUAAUUUGCUAGCAUUUCUGACCCACGGAUUUCUCAUCUGUUAUCUAAAGGUGAUAGGCAGUACAUUUGAUACCCCUAAGAAAGACUGCAUAAUAGUAUUGAUCUAAAACCCUGGUCUAAGUGUUGGACUGCCAUAUAUUCUGAACUUUCCCUCCGUGUUCUCUCCUAGGUGGCUUUGUUCAAUGAGUGGUAGGGAAGGGUCGGGGGAAAUUUGCAUACCAUUUUAAUUGCUGCUACAGAAGAAAGUUGUAGAGAAGUAUCACAAAGGAAGAACAGGGAAUGUGUCUACCAUCUUGAUUCCUUCCACUCAAGGCCGCCAUACAGGCCAUAGCCAUUUCUUGCCCUGAGUGGUUUAAAUAAUUUUCAUAAAGGAUUUUAUACUCAAUGAAUUGAGGGCAAAGCAAUCACUCUGAAACAAAAUGUGCCAAUUUUCCCAAUAUGCGAACUGUAAUGAUCUGUAAUUCAUAAAACUACUUUGAGAGCAAUUGAAUAUUUUAGUAUUGUAAUUUGCACUAUGAUAUUAUGAUGUUCAGGCAAACUAAAAUACUUUGAAAUCUAUUGCCAAAUGUACAGUUCAUAGAUUCAUGUUACUUCUUAUAAGUGUUUCAUUGCAUUGUAACAGUUGUUUAAUAGCAUUAACUUUCCCUGGGUGUGUUGUUAUGAUGCAGAUCUAACAGGGUUAUUGUAAGCACACUAAUUAGUCAUCUGGGGUUUUAUAGAUUAAAAAAUCAUACAUUGAUCAGAAAUCACUUUUCUACUUAUUUUUUUGUAGAGUAUUUUUCCACACUUGAAAAAAAAACAUGAUUAUUUUAUAUCAAACAUCAGUUUUUCUUUAAAAUCUUAUUUUAGUAGCCAAUGCAUGUUUGAAAUAAGAUGUUAAAUAUUAUAUGACAAUAGUAAGAUUGUGUUUGUAAGUGAAAAAUGCAUGUUUUAAUGAAUCAUACAGCUUUGGUGGCAUAGUCUUCUACUGCCACUUUAUAUGCAAGCUUUCUCUUAAUCUGAGUGCAUGUAUCACAUGCUUUCAAGAGUCCUUUUUUAGUAUUUACAAAGUGACAUGUGACUUUUAGUGCUGAUGAGCCAGUGAGCCAAGAUGAAUUCCUGCUCUGCUUUCAUUUUUCUUCUUUACAUUAUGUUGGAAAUUUUCUCAGAAAACGUUUUUCUUGGAGUUGUUGGCAAUGAGCUAUAACAAAUGAAAGAAUUGGCUGGUAAACCUUACAGGCAACUUACUGUUACAAAGCACGAAGGUGUGAAAGGGUCAUUUUACAAGUUUCACUAGAUGAACACACUAUUCUGGCAUCUUUUGGUAUAAUUAAGAAGAGCUUCUCGUUUUUGAAACACUGCCAAAGUCAGUUCUACUGCCAAAAGGGAGGGACACCAAGUCAGACCUGCAUCACACUAAACUGAACAAUAACAGAUUGUAUAGACUCUGUAGACUGCCCAUCAGUACAGCAAAGUGGGAGGGGUAUACCCACUCUUGUGUUUCUUAGUAAUUUGAGAAAUGAAUAAGGAAUAUGAAUUUUGGCAACCGAGACAUGCCUUUACAUGCUGAUAACUCUCGGCAAUUUUUGAAAUGAAACUCAUCCCAUUCUG
This is a messenger RNA of Mus pahari (shrew mouse), 10532 nucleotides long. It is a transcript of the gene Fut9, whose product is annotated as fucosyltransferase 9. The record is from RefSeq and is a predicted model, not a curated record. Gene Ontology annotation, molecular function: alpha-(1->3)-fucosyltransferase activity. The transcript is spliced from 2 exons. Gene Ontology annotation, cellular component: membrane. Bases 97 to 1176 code for a protein of 359 amino acids. NCBI's taxonomy places the organism in Eukaryota, Metazoa, Chordata, Mammalia, Rodentia, Muridae.